AUGGCCGCGCUGCCCGAGCUCAAGGGCUACCUCCUCAAGAAGAGUCGGCAAGGCCGCUUCCAGAAGCGCUGGUUCGAGGCCACGAGCCACUACCUGACGUACUACAAGAACGCCGAGAGCGAGAAGUUGCUCGCGUGCAUUGAUCUUUGGCGAAGCGGCAACAUUCAGAUGGGCGUCCCGGAAGGCUACGCGUCGUCGGACGUCACGACCGCCGACUUUUCGCUCAAGAUUGGCGACCAAGACUACUUCCUUCGUGCCGCCGACCAGCAAGAAGCGACAAAGUGGGUCACGGGCUUGAAAGCGCGGCAGAUCAAGCCCGAUGGCGCCAUCUCGGACACGUUCAGCCACCACGAAGAGGUCUACAACGACACAUCGAGCGAGGUCUCGAGCGCGUACAACGACGACGGCCGGAGCCUCGGGCCCAACAGUCGCCCGGCGUUUUUGGAGGACCGGUUGAGCCUCGGCCCGAGCGCCCGGUACGUCAUGGACCGCGACGAAGCGUCGGCGCAGGAGCUCGUGGGCUCGAGUGUGCGCAAGACAAUACCGGUCAUCGUGCAGCCGAUCCCGCCGGCGGCGACCAAGAAGCAGACGUCGCUCCGGUCGAUCACGACGCCGACGACCAACAACGUCCAUCCGAUGCUGCCACCCAAAGCCAAAGACGACAAAGUGUCGCUGUGCUGCGGCAAGUGCGACUUCAUGUAA
Molecule: messenger RNA, 702 nt
Organism: Saprolegnia diclina VS20
Lineage: Eukaryota; Oomycota; Saprolegniomycetes; Saprolegniales; Saprolegniaceae
Exons: 5
Coding region: 1-702 (233 amino acids)
Source: RefSeq, a predicted model, not a curated record